Neohortaea acidophila is the source of this 729-nucleotide messenger RNA. Its product is annotated as mitochondrial dicarboxylate carrier. Gene Ontology annotation, biological process: succinate transmembrane transport; malate transmembrane transport; phosphate ion transmembrane transport. The transcript is spliced from 2 exons. Lineage: Eukaryota; Fungi; Ascomycota; Dothideomycetes; Mycosphaerellales; Teratosphaeriaceae. The record is from RefSeq and is a predicted model, not a curated record. Gene Ontology annotation, molecular function: sulfate transmembrane transporter activity; succinate transmembrane transporter activity; thiosulfate transmembrane transporter activity. The annotation marks the transcript as partial.
CAGAUGUUUGUCCAUAUCCUCAAAGAUGAAGGAGUUCGAGGCCUCUAUCGCGGUCUUACCGCUUCCCUCCUACGCCAAAUCACCUACAGCACCACGCGAUUCGGAGUCUACGAGAAACUGAAAGAUGUCACCCACUCAUACUCCGAACGCCCGUCCUUCUUCGAGCUCGUCCUCAUGGCCUCCACCUCCGGCUUCCUCGGCGGCGUAGUCGGCAAUCCCGCCGAUAUCCUCAAUGUUCGCAUGCAGAAUGAUGCGGCGCUGCCAGCGGCGGAGAAAAGAAAUUACAAACACGCAAUCGACGGACUGAUACGCAUGACCCGCGAAGAAGGCGUGGCAAGCUUGUUCCGUGGAGUCUGGCCCAACAGCACCCGGGCAUUGCUGAUGACCGCCUCGCAACUCGCAACCUACGACUUGUUCAAGAAAGAGCUGCUGGAACGAGCAAAGAUGCGGGACAACCUCUACACCCACUUCAGCGCCUCCUUGAUGGCAGGCUUUGUGGCUACCACGGUUUGCAGUCCUGUGGACGUGAUCAAGACUCGCGUCAUGAGCGCCACGACGAAAGAAAGCAUAUUGACGCUCGUCACCCGCAUCACGGCUGAGGAAGGGCUGAUGUGGGUGUUCAAGGGCUGGGUGCCGAGUUUCGUCCGCCUCGGCCCUCACACGAUCGCGACUUUCAUGUUCUUGGAGCAGCACAAGAAGAUUUACCGCAAGCUGAAGGGUCAUGAGUAG